This is a messenger RNA of Sphaeroforma arctica JP610, 1256 nucleotides long. RefSeq lists its product as hypothetical. NCBI's taxonomy places the organism in Eukaryota, Ichthyosporea, Ichthyophonida. The record is from RefSeq and is a predicted model, not a curated record. The coding region runs from base 137 to 1120 and encodes 327 amino acids. The transcript has a single exon. Gene Ontology annotation, molecular function: serine-type endopeptidase inhibitor activity.
CUUGAGUCUUGACAGUUGACGAACACUAUUUUGUGGUCGAUGAUAGUGUAUUAUAAGAAUAUACGGAUUCCGAUCAUAACGUUCAUUCUUGUUGCUGACUUCACAGAGUAUACACUGUAUCUAAUUUUAAAUCAAAAUGGUUGCCUCAAAGAAUUUUUUCUUAUUCUUGGUGAGCAUCGUGGCAUGGAACGCUACUGCAAAUACGAUGCCCCACGCGCCUAGCGCGUCCUGUCGUGAGUUUAUUCAUACUACUUGUGGAGGGUGCAAGGAGGCAGGCCUGGAAACAAGUCGGCGGGAGUGCGUUUUAAAUUGCUUGGAAACGGAAGGUAGUUCCAGCGUGUGCGGUGAACGAGUAGUCAAGAUGAAAGCGAAGGCGGCCUGCUAUGAUUUUAUCAACAACAGUUGCACAAGCUGUUCUGAUUUGCCCAAAGCGGAAAUGAAACAAUGUGUAUCAACGUGCUUGGCUGCUGAGGAUUCGAAUAAUAUAUGCGAGGGAAUACACAAAGCAAACAACAACCGAGCACAGCAACAGCGUCCGCCAAAAAGCGACGUAUCCAAGAAGGAUGGACAGGCGGCCAAAACAGACCGGCAGAUGAAGAAGGAACAGAGACCCUGUAUGCAGGACGAAGAUUCUGCUAUCAAUCAACCUAAGAACAAUAUCAAUGAGGAAAUCGUUGACUGGAAUGUACCUGAGACCAGCUUUCCGGACUCACACUCAAAUGUUGCCGCGCCGGAUGUGGCGCCGGAACAGGAACAAAAUGUGGAGUGGAACGUACCUCCGACCUACUUUCCUGCACCAAACAUUGACACUACUGAGAUCAAUGGAAUGCCAGAACAGGAAGCGAAGUGGAACAUACCACAAACUUACUUCCCUGUACCAAAUUUAGAUACUUCUGUGAACGAUGAUACGUCCGAACAAAAUGUAGAAUGGAAUGUGAUUCAAUCUAACUUUUCUGCGCCAUACGCAGAAGAGGAAUCAGCCGAAAAUGAAAUGGCAGACCAGGACCAAGCAGAUUCGCUGACUGCACCUCCAGCUGACUGUGGUUAUGUGUGUGCGAUUUACUGUCCUCAGGGCAAUGUGAUGGACGAGUUUGGUUGCCCCACUUGUAUGUGCAAGUAGGUUGUUUACUACACUUAUAUAGCAUAUUCCUACAUAGAAAUCGACUAAUCGAUUUUCCUUUGUACUCGGUCUAUUUGUAGGAGAAAAAAAUAGUCACGCAUAGCCGCACAGACAAUAAACACCUUUACUAUCAUGA